Messenger RNA from Ziziphus jujuba (common jujube), 1247 nucleotides. RefSeq names its product ubiquitin-conjugating enzyme E2 32. Lineage: Eukaryota; Viridiplantae; Streptophyta; Magnoliopsida; Rosales; Rhamnaceae. The record is from RefSeq and is a predicted model, not a curated record. The coding region runs from base 148 to 1053 and encodes 301 amino acids. The transcript is spliced from 5 exons.
UAAAAAUCAAAAACUAAAAUCAAAUUUCCAAUUCUAUCUUUCUUUUGGUUUUGUAUCUAUCUGUGUACGUAUAGACGUACGUAUAUAUAUAUAUACGGUUCGGCGGGUCGGGGGUUGCGAAUCUGGUCAGAUCAAAUCGGAAGAGCCAUGGCGGAUGACAAGUACAACCUGAAAAACCCGGCGGUGAAGAGGAUUCUGCAGGAGGUCAAAGAAAUGCAGUCCAAUCCUUCUGACGAUUUCAUGAGCCUGCCUCUCGAGGAGAAUAUAUUCGAAUGGCAAUUUGCAAUCAGGGGCCCUCGUGAUUCUGAAUUUGAGGGCGGUAUUUACCAUGGUCGCAUACAGUUGCCUGCAGAAUAUCCAUUCAAGCCUCCUUCUUUCAUGUUGUUGACGCCAAAUGGUCGUUUUGAAACCCAAACCAAGAUUUGCUUGAGCAUAUCAAAUCAUCAUCCUGAGCACUGGCAGCCAUCAUGGAGUGUGCGAACUGCUUUGGUUGCACUUAUUGCAUUCAUGCCUACCAAUCCAAAUGGUGCAUUGGGUUCGCUAGACUACAAAAAGGAAGAAAGGCGUGCAUUGGCCAUUAAAUCUCGUGAAACACCCCCAAAAUUUGGAACUCCCGAACGUCAAAAGUUAAUUGACGAGAUUCAUGAAUAUAUGCUCAGCAAGGCACCCCCUGUACCUCAAUCCAGCCCCUCACAGGCUCUAGAGGAAAACUCACCAAAGAGUGAGGAUGAAGCUCAAAAAAGCUCCGUAGAUGAUGGGGCAGCACCAGCUUCAGAAAGUCUCCCCAAUCCACCAGCAGGAGACGUUAUUGUUGAACGAGUGCUGGAAGCCCCCGUGAAUCCUAACCCCGGCCGUGUGAGUGUGAGGGCAGUAAGGGAGGUUCCUCCAACGAGCACCAGCAAUCAGAUGCUGCAAACGAGGGUUCAAAAACCUGCUGACGAUCGCUUGUUCACAUGGGCUGCUGUGGGACUUACCCUUGCAAUUUUGGUUCUUUUGUUGAAGAAGUUUAUGAAAUCUAGUGGGCCCGGUGCUGUUUUUAUGGACGGUUCGUAGAUUUUGAUAGGAGCUAUGGCUGGCUUGAAGUGAAGGUUGCAUGCAAAUCGCGUAGAUAACUAAAGUUUUUUAUUUGAAUUGGAAGAAUCUGUAUUAUAUUUCCAAACUAGCAUCUUAAUGUACCCGUUGUUUUUGGUGAAUCUGAAUGUACCCGUUGUUAGUAAUUAAUAAAUCUUGAUAUGCAUAUGUUUCUA